GCAGAGAUUGAAAUGGUCAAAGAGAAAUUCUCAAAGCUUUUGCUGGGCGAGGACAUGUCUGGAGGAGGAAAAGGAGUCUGCCCAGCUGUCGCAGUUUCAAAUGCCAUCACAAAUCUGUAUGCUACAGUUUUUGGCCAUUUCUACAAACUAGAACCACUGCCAGUGGAGAAGAGGACUAUGUGGAGAAGAGAGAUGGACUGCCUUCUGUCUGUGUGUGAUCACAUUGUAGAAUUCUAUCCUUGCUCCCAUACAUUGUCAGAUGGAACCAGUAUUGAAAUGAUGGGAACUAAGUCAAGAUCAGACAUCAGCAUAAAUCUGCCUGCGUUGGAGAAGUUGGAUGCCAUGCUUCUUGAGCAAUUGGAAGGCUUUCAGAAGACUGAGUUCUGGUAUGUCGAAGAAGGCAAGCAAGCAAGUACGCCGACAAGGUCCUUCCGUAAGGUAGUCGAGCGGACCGAAGACAAGUGGUGGCUACCCAUCCCCUGUGUUCCAUCCUCUGGCCUCUCUGCGAAAGCAAAGAAAGAGCUUCGACUGAAGCGCGAGUGCACCAACCAGAUUCACAAAGCAGCCAUGGCUAUCAACAGCAGUGUCUUGGCUGAGAUGGAUGUCCCAGAAUCAUACAUAGCAGUGCUUCCAAAGAGUACCCGAGCCUGCAUUGGAGAUUCAAUAUACCGCCAUUUGUCUACAGCAGACAAGUUUUCACCAGACUGUCUUCUUGAUCAAAUAGAGAUUUCCUCGGAGCAUGAAGCACUCGAGAUGGCAGACAGAUUAGAAGCGUCCAUGUUCGUAUGGCGGCGCAGGGCAGGCACGCAGGCAUCCAAAUCCUCCUGGGGCAUGGUCAAAGAUCUAAUAGGUGAAGAAAACAAGAACGAGAUGCUCGCAAGCAGAGCUGAGAUCCUACUGCUCUCUUUGAAGCAAAGGCAUCCUGGCUUGGCACAGACAACUCUUGACACCAGCAAAAUCCAGUACAACAAGGAUUUGGGGCACGCAAUUCUUGAGAGCUACUCGAGGGUGUUGGAGAGCUUGGCAUUCAACAUUGUCGCAUGGAUUGACGAUGUUCUUUUUGUUCAUGCAUCAGUAAAAAGGCGUUUGAAAGCGAAGCAGCAAAAGAGUUAAAUGGGAAACUAGAAUCCCAAGCUUUGAACUAACUAUAUACAAAGAAUCUUGUUAAGCGAGGAGCAAUGAGAUUGGUGUCAAAAUUAAACUAACUUGUACAAUUUAGAA
Messenger RNA from Zingiber officinale, 1221 nucleotides. Its product is annotated as rop guanine nucleotide exchange factor 2-like. The transcript is spliced from 6 exons. The coding region runs from base 13 to 1113 and encodes 366 amino acids. Lineage: Eukaryota; Viridiplantae; Streptophyta; Magnoliopsida; Zingiberales; Zingiberaceae. Gene Ontology annotation, molecular function: guanyl-nucleotide exchange factor activity. The record is from RefSeq and is a predicted model, not a curated record.